CAUUUGGUGAAUAGCCAGUGAAGUCGUCUCCUCCAAGUCUCCCACAGAUUCCACUUCGUUUCAUGCUAGUACCUUUUUUUCUGAUCUAAUUUGAGUUAAUUUUUGGGAAUUAAGUAAAAAUGGGGAGGAGGAAACUGAAGAUGGAGCGAAUCGAAGAUAAAAGCUCGAGACAGGUUACCUUCUCCAAGCGAAGAAAUGGAUUGUUCAAAAAGGCAAAGGAGUUAUCGGUGCUCUGUGAUUUGGAUAUCGCCCUCGUUAUCUAUUCCUCUCCUGGCAAACUCUACCAAUACUGCAGCACUCACAGAAUGAAUAAGAUCCUGCAACGAUAUCAUAAUCAUCCAGCUGCAAAAGAUACAAGUCCCUCCACACAACAGGAUGAAUAUUCAAGUUUCCUCUCAUGUGAGGAGCUCCUUCAAACUGUGGAUAGGAAGCUCGGCGAGCCAUCGUCCGACGACCUCACGGUCAAGGACUUUAUGCAUCUCCAGAAACAAUUUGAGACUGCACUAAUGCAAACCAGAGAAACUAAGACACGUUUGCUACUCAAGUCUAUAUCAAGCCUUGAGGAACAGGAGAAGCUGCUGGAGGAAGAGAAGAUGGUGCUGCAGGGGAAGGUGAAUGAGAGCAAGAGGAAGAAGAAGAGGAAGAGAGUUGCGAUUGAUCUGAACUCGAUUCCAACAACUGAAUAAGUGAUUAUCUCUGCCUCUGAGAAUGCAAUAAGUGUUGUGUUCAUGCAAUCUUAUCUUUGUUGUCCACCCUCAAGAUUGAACAAGUGUAAUAUGGAGUGAUGAUUAUAUAAUCUAAAUAGAGUUUGUGUUGAA
Molecule: messenger RNA, 818 nt
Organism: Salvia splendens (bonfire salvia)
Lineage: Eukaryota; Viridiplantae; Streptophyta; Magnoliopsida; Lamiales; Lamiaceae
Product: agamous-like MADS-box protein AGL27
Exons: 7
Coding region: 120-686 (188 amino acids)
Biological process (GO): positive regulation of transcription by RNA polymerase II
Cellular component (GO): nucleus
Molecular function (GO): DNA-binding transcription factor activity; RNA polymerase II transcription regulatory region sequence-specific DNA binding; protein dimerization activity
Source: RefSeq, a predicted model, not a curated record